AUGUGUUCUGAAAGUCGUACGUCACCAUGUCUUAGCCCUAAACCGAAGACCAAUGAUAUUUGCAUAAGAGCAAUAACACGCGAAGACCGUCACGCUGUUUUAGAAUUCCUUCGCAAGCACUACUACGGUGAAAGGGGUUAUGUGGUUCGCGGCACAACAUCCUGGUGGGACAACAGGCCUCAUGAAGCAUAUAUUUUGUCCAAAAUGUAUCAAGGCUAUUGCCUAUUGGCAGUAGAUGUUGGCAACAAUGCAAUUUUGGGAGUUUCUAUAUCUGCACCCAAAGGCCCUGAUGAGGCUGAACGAUUAGCAGAAUAUGCAUCAAAGGCGGGACCCACAAAAUGGGGAGUAAUACUCAAGUUAUGGGAACGUGCAGAGCGACAGUCUAAUGUCUUUAAACGACAUGGCGUUAAAAAAGUUCUUCAUAUGUAUGUUUUGGCUGUGGAUAAGAGUACUCGAGGUGAAAAUAUUGGUGCAAGACUGUUGUCUGAUCUGAUACUGUUGGGGAAAAGGUUGAAUUAUGAAUUGCUAACAGGCGACUGUACCAGCCACUAUUCAUCAAUAAUGGCCCAACACUUUGGAGAAUGUGUAAAUGUGAUCCGCUUCAAAGAUUUCGUCGAUGACAAAGGGCAGCCAUUGUUCGAGGCAGUAUCUCCAAAUGACUACUGCAAAACAUAUGCUGCAACGUUAGUUAAAUCGAAAAUUUAA
Messenger RNA from Stomoxys calcitrans (stable fly), 705 nucleotides. RefSeq names its product arylalkylamine N-acetyltransferase-like 2. The record is from RefSeq and is a predicted model, not a curated record. The transcript has a single exon. Bases 1 to 705 code for a protein of 234 amino acids. Gene Ontology annotation, molecular function: N-acetyltransferase activity. NCBI's taxonomy places the organism in Eukaryota, Metazoa, Arthropoda, Insecta, Diptera, Muscidae.